AUUUAUUAUUUGUUUAUGCGCGUUGUGGAUGAUAUGUGCGCGCACCAGCUGCGUCUGAAGGAAAUACCGUUCGGGAAUCUAAGCAGCCGUUCGUCCGCGCGCCGCGAUGUCAGACGUCCGUCUCUCCAGCGGCAGCCCCACCACGGUGGAGCGGGUGGAGGCGCGGCAGCAGGACAGCGUCCGGCAGGUCCGCAGGGCGCUCUUCGGCACACCUGACCCGGAGGAGACGCGGAGGUAUUUGGCGGAGCUCACGCGCGAGGGCGCGCGGGAUUUUGCGCAGAGGUACAAUUUCGACCCGCUGAGCGAGCGGCCGCUGCCGCCGGGGAACUACGAGUGGCAGCGGGACGACGACGCGCCGGAGUUUUACACCAGGCCGCCGCACGGGAGCCGGCGAGCGGCAGGGAGCAGCCGGGAGGACGCGGAGAGGAGAACCGGCGCUCUGCCGGGGAGAAGCGCCGCGCGGAAACGGCGCGCGGACGCGUCAGAUUGUUGCUCCAAACCGUGUCCAAACAAGAGGUCGCGCCCCGACGAGGACGAUCCAGAGGAUCAGUCGGACGGUGCAGGAAGUCAGGCGCUUUCAGUGGGACCCACCGAGGCAGACAGCACACAAGAUGUCCCCUAAAAUAAAAUAAAAAACAUUAUUUAAAAAGAAGUGCCAGGUAAAAACUAUCUCCACAGCUCCUCUUCCUCCAACCAGCAUCCACGAGUUCUCCAAACAGCAUCAUCAUGCCUUUAUUUUGAAAAGAUUCUUCUCCUCUACACCCCGCAGAGCACUCAAACCUGUCCUUAUGGAUCACUCUCUAAUCACCAUCAGAGGAGCCUAAUCCUAUAGAAGGGAGCCUUCACAAGCACUGAACAUGUACACUAUCCACCUUUGGCACUCACAGACAAGCAGAACCGCCUCAAACAGCAGAAGAUGUAGCAAUGUGCAAAAAAAAGAAAUGACAAAAAAAAAAAAGAUUUUUGCUUCUUUUUUCUAAUACCUACUACCUAUGUUUAAGAUGUAGCACAUAAAAAAGCAGAACGCUUUUCAUGCCUGUUUGUUUGUUGACUUAGGAAAUUGCAGUGCAAUUUCCAACAAAUAUACCUGUUUUUUUUUUUUUUGUAAAAAUGUAAUUUGUAUUCAGGUAAUCAAUAAUUUGAAAAAAAAGCAGAAAAGUCAGGGCUUUACUUUUUCUGUGGCUUUAUUAUUUGCUGAUUUUGUUUUUUUGCCCCCAUUUGGCCACAGUGUUAGUCAAAAGGAUGAAUGAUGUUUACAACACAUUAUAUCCACUUUUUAUUUAUUUAUAGUUUUUUAAACCUUAAGUGGAAUUUGCCAAAGUUAAAUCCCUCUUUUUAUUUUUGCUUUAAUUUUUUGAGUCAAUUUGAACAGUGUUUGCAAGAGUCAAACAUUUUUUUAACACUAAUAUUAUUUUGGGGUCAAAAUUGAUCCAGUUUCAUUCUUGAAACUGGGUCAAUUAUGAACCCAACACAAUAUUAGUGUUAUUUUUUACAGGUCAUGCCCCCAAGUUCUGGUCCAUGAAAAUUAACACCCCCACUGGACUUUUUUUUUUAUACUAUUUUAAUUCUUUUAUUUUGAAAAUAUGUGAAAGAUAAUUUUCUUUGUGGUGCGUUUAUCCUGUAAUUGCACUAUUCUUCUUUUUUUUGUGAGGGCAGGAAACACAAAGUGACACCUCCUUAUCUGGUGUCAAACUUGUACCUGUGAGGUUAUUUUUAUUUUUAUUAUUUUUUUUUUAGAAACACUGAAAUUUUAACUAACUUAUUUAUGUCAUACUUCUUUUGUGAGUGUUUAUUGCUUCCAAAGAAACAUUGUGUUCAUUUUUUUGUAAAUAUGUAUUUCUUUAUUGUUUAUAAGAUGAAUAAAUAAAAUUGCUUAACUGAGCCUUAUAUUAGAUUUUAUGCCUUUUUUUCCUUAUAUUUUUUGUAUUUAAAAGUGUUACCAUGACGACCACUACAGCUGUUUUUACUUUUUGAUUGCUAGUAAUAAACACACACAUGAUGUCUAAAGUGA
Messenger RNA from Oryzias melastigma (Indian medaka), 2011 nucleotides. RefSeq names its product cyclin-dependent kinase inhibitor 1Ba (gene cdkn1ba). Gene Ontology annotation, biological process: negative regulation of cell population proliferation; G1/S transition of mitotic cell cycle; regulation of cell cycle. The record is from RefSeq and is a predicted model, not a curated record. The transcript has 2 exons. Gene Ontology annotation, molecular function: cyclin-dependent protein serine/threonine kinase inhibitor activity; protein-folding chaperone binding. Gene Ontology annotation, cellular component: cytoplasm; nucleus. The coding region runs from base 107 to 622 and encodes 171 amino acids. Lineage: Eukaryota; Metazoa; Chordata; Actinopteri; Beloniformes; Adrianichthyidae.